CGGGAGGGUAAAAUAGGGCUAUCAGUUCCACUCAGAUAACCCCCCCCCCCCCCUGCAUUGCCACACCGUGACCCCGGGGGCCUGAACUCGUGGUCAUGUGACCGGGCCGAAACUGACCAGCAGGGCUGAGAGGCGGAUCAGUGAGAGAAGAGAAGAGAGAGGGGAAGAAGAGAGUCAUGAGGCCUGUACGCUGUUCCUGAGGAGGAUACGUGUGUGAAUGGAUGACAGGGAGAACAGGAGAGACAUGAGAUGGAUUCGUGGGAAGAUGAGCAGGCUGAGCAGCGCUCUUGUCUGAUCUGUGGAGAUCGAGCCACAGGACUUCACUAUGGCAUCAUCUCCUGUGAGGGCUGCAAGGGCUUCUUCAAGCGCAGCAUCUGCAACAAGCGUGUGUAUCGCUGCAGUCGCGACAAGAACUGCGAGAUGUCCCGCAAACAGCGCAACCGCUGCCAGUACUGCCGGCUGCUCAAGUGCCUGCAGAUGGGGAUGAACCGCAAAGCGAUCAGAGAAGAUGGCAUGCCGGGAGGAAGGAACAAAAGCAUCGGGCCUGUGCAGAUUUCCGAUGAGGAGAUUGAACGGAUCAUGUCCGGACAGGAGUUUAAGGAUGAAGCUAACAUGCCGGAACACACCUGGGGAAACAACGGCGACAGCGACCACAGUUCUCCCGGCAACGGCGUCUCCGAUGGGAAUCAGCCCUCGCCCGUAUCCACACUUUCCUCCAACCGCUCUGUGGAGCUGAACGGCUACACCGCUGCUUUCAGGGAACAGUACAUUGGUAAUGCGAUGGCCCAGCACUAUCAGUUCCUGCCUCACCUGUUCGGAUACGCCGCGCAGCCGCGGAGUCUGUACCCGCAGAGCCAUACGCUCAUCAGCCAGCUGGUGGCAGCAGAGGAACUGGCCCCGCUAGCUACGCCAAUGCUCAUCGAGGACGGGUAUCGGGUCACUCAGGUGGAGCUGUUCGCGCUGUUGUGUCGGCUGGCAGACGAGCUUCUCUUCAGGCAGAUCUCCUGGAUCAAGAAGCUUCCCUUCUUCUGCGAGCUGUCCAUCGAGGAUUACACGCGUCUCCUGAGCGCCACCUGGCAGGAGCUGAUCCUGCUGGCCUGUCUGACGGUCUACAGCGCUCAGGUGCUCGGAGACCUCGCCGGCGUUACCGACAAAUACACCCCGUCAGACGAAGAGCUGCAGAGUUUCAGUGAGGAUGGGAUGGAGGUGAUGGAGAAACUGAUAUAUCUGUUCCGUAAGUUCCACCAGUUGAAGGUCAGCAACGAGGAGUACGCCUGCAUGAAGGCCAUCAACUUCCUCAACCAAGAUAUCCGUGGUCUGACCAAUGUGACCCAGCUGGAGCAGUUGAACAAACGUUACUGGUACGUUUGUCAGGAUUACACUGAGUACAAGUACCCUCACCAGCCCAAACGCUUUCCCGAGAUCAUGAUGUGUCUGCCAGAGAUCCGCUGCAUUGCAGGGAAGUUAGUCAACAUCCCGUUGGAGCAGCUCCCCCUGCUGUUCAAGGCAGUAUUGCACUCCUGUAAGUCAAGUCUGAGCAACUACAGGACAGGCUCCUCCCCCUGCGUCACGAAGGGCUCUGCUCCUGCCAACUAAGCCCCGCCCCUCCCUUGAAAACACCCUCCCCAUCUUAUUGCACGGGGGCGGGUGUUAUAUUUGGGGGUGGGGCUUCCGGUACGCUCCUCCUCCUCUCAUGAAUGUGAUAAGAAACUAUUUUAUGCAUUUUGUUUAGAUUAGUGUUGUUUUUUCUCUCUAUUUAUUACCAGACAGAGCUGAAUGUAUGUUGAUCCACACUGUGCACAUGCUCCUUUUCAAAAUGAAAAUGCACAAAAAGCGCAGUGGAUUUCACACGCUUCAGUCCAACUGCGAUAUGUGACGUGUAACCACUGAUCGGUUAAGGUUUUAUUUGAUACGUCUAUCCGCUUUCUUUUGGGUGCUGAUAGGGACAGAUAAGUAUGAAAGGAAUUGUUGUAUUGAAAGACUACCUCAGGAAGAAAACCUUUCUCUCUCUGUCUUGCGACGCUCCGGGAAGUUUCGUUUCUGCGGUCCUCGAACACGUUCAAUAGUCGCGUGACCUCUUCAACGCGUGGUUUUUAUUUUCCUAUGCAAGGCCACGACGGAGAGGGGGAUUGUUUACACUAAAGAGAGGUGUACGCGUAUGUUUCACAAUCAUAGGCUGAGGACGAAGUGAGGAUUUUACUUGACAACAGAAUAUGUGUGUUGAUAUUGUUUAUGUUGAUUUCUUUCUCUUUUUUUAUUGUUUUGACCAAAGUGUUAUGCAAAUCUGGAGGGAAGUAAGCCCUUAUUUCUGGGGAGAAUAAAAAAAUUACUUUCUUAGUAUUUAUGUCUUGCUUUCCAGUACAAAUAUCUGAACUUUUUUAGAUCAAGAUUAGGGUUGCAAAGGGGCUGAACAUUUCCGGUAAAUUUUCAGAAACUUUCCCAAAAAUCCCGGAAAGUUUCCCAAAAAUCCUGGAAAGUUUCCCAAAAAUCCUGGA
Messenger RNA from Rhinichthys klamathensis goyatoka, 2495 nucleotides. It is a transcript of the gene nr6a1a, whose product is annotated as nuclear receptor subfamily 6, group A, member 1a. NCBI's taxonomy places the organism in Eukaryota, Metazoa, Chordata, Actinopteri, Cypriniformes, Leuciscidae. The record is from RefSeq and is a predicted model, not a curated record. Gene Ontology annotation, biological process: regulation of DNA-templated transcription. The transcript has 9 exons. Gene Ontology annotation, molecular function: DNA-binding transcription factor activity; zinc ion binding; sequence-specific DNA binding. The coding region runs from base 250 to 1596 and encodes 448 amino acids.